Molecule: messenger RNA, 393 nt
Organism: Seminavis robusta
Lineage: Eukaryota; Bacillariophyta; Bacillariophyceae; Naviculales; Naviculaceae
Source: the annotation of a GenBank genome assembly
AUGAUGUCGUGUCUGCUUCUGCCCGCCAAGCCCUUCCCUUCCUCCUCUCUCACUACACUUGUGUCCUGCGGAUCCAUACAUUCUGCUAUGGUGCAUGUUGCGGCGGCUAAAGUGUCUUUCCGGUCCAGAUGUACAUGCAUGUUGUUGGGCUCGUUGCCGUUGAUGUUACUGUUACUGUGGCAAGCCCACCCUGUUUGCUUGGUGGUGCCCAAUGUGCCCAAACAGCAAACCCACUCCAACGGCCAUCUCCAAGCAAGCAACCAGAAAGAAGCUAGCUACCAGGACCAAUGUUGUCCCUCAAGGCAGAUCACUGCCAGGCAGUUCUUCAGCUGGAAGCAUUCUUUUGCCCUGUAUGUUGUUGACCCAUUCCCCAUCACAAACCUGGCUGAAUAG